CCCACUUUUCCUUAAACCCUUGAAAAGCUUCCAUGGCGACAGUGCCAGUUAAUCCCAAGCCUUUUUUGAACAAUUUGACUGGAAAGCCUGUGAUGGUAAAGCUAAAGUGGGGAAUGGAGUACAAAGGGUAUCUGGUCUCCGUGGAUUCAUACAUGAACUUGCAGCUUGCAAACGCAGAAGAGUACAUUGAUGGACAAUGCACUGGUUCUCUUGGAGAGAUCCUGAUUAGAUGUAAUAAUGUCCUCUAUCUUCGUGGUGUACCUGAGGAUGAAGAACUGGACGAUGCUGACCGCGACUAGAAAGUGUUUUGUAUUAGUGUGAUCGUUCUUUUAGUGCAGUCAGAUGUCUGGUUCAUUGAUCAUGGUGGAACAACAUAUUCAUCUCCUUGAAUGUAUUAUCAAUUAUGUGUAAAAUUUCCUAGAUGCAGACCUUAAUGAUUACUGGUGCAAAAUGAACCAGCUCUAUGACUAGAAUUAGAAUGCCAUAUGGUCAAGUUUAUUUUUGUGGACUACCACAAGUUUAUGAUUCGGUUUUAUCUACAUCGAAACCAAACCGCUAUAUCGGUUUGUUCAAUCAA
Molecule: messenger RNA, 577 nt
Organism: Nicotiana attenuata
Lineage: Eukaryota; Viridiplantae; Streptophyta; Magnoliopsida; Solanales; Solanaceae
Product: probable small nuclear ribonucleoprotein F
Exons: 5
Coding region: 33-299 (88 amino acids)
Biological process (GO): mRNA splicing, via spliceosome; spliceosomal snRNP assembly
Cellular component (GO): catalytic step 2 spliceosome; U1 snRNP
Molecular function (GO): RNA binding
Source: RefSeq, a predicted model, not a curated record